This is a messenger RNA of Gadus macrocephalus (Pacific cod), 2282 nucleotides long. Its product is annotated as deoxynucleoside triphosphate triphosphohydrolase SAMHD1-like. The transcript has 16 exons. Gene Ontology annotation, molecular function: dGTPase activity. The coding region runs from base 159 to 1652 and encodes 497 amino acids. The record is from RefSeq and is a predicted model, not a curated record. Gene Ontology annotation, biological process: dGTP catabolic process. Gene Ontology annotation, cellular component: nucleus. NCBI's taxonomy places the organism in Eukaryota, Metazoa, Chordata, Actinopteri, Gadiformes, Gadidae.
GAGCAAAUAAAACACAAGCUCACAGACCUUCUGGGCUUGAAGCAUUGACCACUAAUGCCAAACAAAAAACUUUGUUUAUUUAAUUGUUUAAUUAUUCUUUAAAUUAAAUUUAUUUACUGGAGUUGGAAUACAAUAUCUAACUGAAGACAAUACAUAAGAUGGCCAGACCUCAUGAUACCGAGACUGAAACUAUGGAGGUAGCAUACAAAGUCUUUAAUGACCCCAUCCACGGACACAUUGAACUCCACCCGCUGCUGGUCAAAAUCAUAGACACACCUCAAUUCCAAAGACUGAGGAACAUCAAGCAGCUCGGAGGGGCAUACUACGUUUUCCCCGGAGCAUCUCAUAAUCGCUUCGAGCAUUCCAUUGGAGUUGGGUACCUGGCUGGAGAGCUUGCUAAAUCUCUGCAAAAGAAACAGCCUGAACUGAAGAUCAAUGACAGAGAUAUCCUCUGUGUGCAAGUCGCUGGCCUCUGCCAUGAUCUGGGACACGGACCUUUCUCUCAUCUGUUUGAUGGGAUGUUCAUUCCUAAAGUACUUCCAGCAUCCGAUUGGACGCACGAGCAGGCAUCGCUAACCAUGUUUGAUCAUCUGAUUGAUGAAAACCAAUCGGAGCUGGAGAACGUGGAUGGCUGGCAGGUGCUGUCAAACAAUAAAGAUUUCAUCAAGGAGCUGAUCGUUGGGAGACAAAGAAUGGGGCCAUACAGAGACAAGUCUUUCCUGUAUGACAUCGUGGCCAACAAAACGAACGAAAUCGAUGUGGAUAAAUUUGAUUACUUUGCGAGAGACUGCCACCACCUGGGCAUGAAGAAUAACUUUGACCACGACCGCUUCAUCAAGUUCGCCAGGGUGUGUGAGGUGGAUGGGGAGUACCAAAUCUGUACCAGGGACAAGGAAGUGGGCAAUCUGUAUGACCUUUUCCACACAAGAAACUCUCUCCACAGAAGAGCUUACCAGCACAAAGUAAAAAACUGUGUUGAGGUCAUGAUCAACGAGGCAUUUGCAUUGGCAGACACACACCUCACAUUCAUGGGGGGAGUGGAACCGAUGAAGAUGUCCAAAGCUAUAGAUGACAUGGUGGCAUACACCAAGCUGACUGACAACGUCUUCGAACUGAUCCUCUUUUCUACCUCAACGGAGCUGGAUGGAGCCAGGGAUAUCCUGAGGGAUAUCCUCAGCCGUCGCCUCUACAAGUGUGUGGGCCAGUUCUAUUCAGCAAAAGACUGGAACGAGGAUACAGAGGAUAUGCGUCCUGAGUUGAAUGGUGACCAGGGCAAUGAGCCGGAGCCAGAAAAGAUCAUUGAAAAUGCAAUCCGUCGUAAUUUGGAAGGUGACCAGGGCAAUCCCCAGGGCUAUAACCUGAGCCACAACGAGAUCAUUGUCAAGGUUACCAAGAUGAACUAUGGCAUGGGGAAGAAGAAUCCCAUCGAUCACGUACGUUUUUACCGCAAGAGUGCACCCAACAGGGCCUUCAAGAUCCCCAGGGGCCAGGCGUCCAGGCUCAUCCCAAAACACUUUCAGGAGUGGUUGAUCCAGGUGUACUGUAAGAGGAAUGAUGAGGUGAGCCUGGGGACGGCCAGGGAGCGCUUUGAACGGUGGUGCAACGCUCAGAAUGAACAAGAAGAGCAGGAAGACAAUGAAGGCCCAAACUAAACUUAAGUUUGGAAAGAACCAAAAAAAACAAGAUUUGGGGCAUUUAAUAUUAAUUUGUUGAAGUGUUCUUUUUCAUUUUCAAAGUUUGAACGUUUUCCUGAAUAAUAAUAAUAAUAAGAAGAAGAAGAAGAAUUUUGGGUAGAUUUGUCCUUUGUUUGGGUUACUAAGGUAUACAUACCACCACGUUGAUACAUUGUGGGUUGAAAAAAAAAGAUAUAUUCCGUCUACGUUCAUGUUUAGUGCUCUUUUCAAAGAUAUAUUACGAUAAUGUUGUAUUAAGGGCUCAGGAGUAGGGUUUCGAAGACCGCUUGCUGUUUUGCUAAUCUGUGAAAAUAAAGGUUAACUGAAAAGCAUAUUUUUUCAAGAUAGAAAGGCUGGGGCGAACAUUGUGAUAAAUGGUGAAAAAUAAAUAAACGGCUUUGUCCUCAAUGUCUAAAUGUUUCCUUUGUAACCACCAGAGGGCAGCAUGACCGUGCGUGUCUCCAAGAAGGCAGUCAUCCGUGGUCACCUGUUAAACGUUUCCUAUUUUGAAACAACUUUAUAAGUACGUCAAUAUGUAUUUAAACGUUUUUUAACAAAAUGAAAAAGGUGUGUAGACUAGUUGGGCUAUAAUAAACCUAUUGUAUUGUU